AUGUCACCAUCUCCAUUGGAACGCCGUCUUUCUGCUCUGCUGGACAAGAGACGGUCACAAUCCAAGUUGCGGACGCUGAAAUCCACCCCAGCUGGCUCCGUGGAUUUCUCGUCAAAUGAUUUCUUGUCUCUGUCAUCGAACAAAGACUUUCAAAAUAACUACCUGACUACCCUCAACAAAAGCCGGACCCCACUGGGCUCGACGGGCUCGAGGCUGCUGGAUGGCAACUCGCAGUAUGCCGAGAACCUCGAAUGCGAGAUUGCAACCUUCCAUGGCGCCGAAGCAGGCCUUCUGACCAAUUCUGGUUUUGAUGCCAAUGUCAGCAUUUUCGCGUUCCUCCCACGAGAAAGAGAUGUCAUCAUCUACGACGAAUUGAUUCAUGCCAGUGUACAUGACGGUAUGCGGCAAAGCCGGGCGACGACACAAAUCCCAUUCAAGCACAACGAUAUCGACGAUUUGAGCCGCAUAUUGGAGCAAGUGGCACCAGUGGAGAAUUCAAGCCGGACGGUCUUCGUCGCUGUCGAAACAGUCUACAGCAUGGACGGUGAUCUAGCACCACUGACUGAGAUUGUCGAGCUCGUUGAAUCCGCGUUCCCUAGACGGAAUGCUCACUUGAUUGUGGACGAGGCACAUGCCACUGGCAUCUACGGACCCAAUGGAUCGGGCAGAGUAUGCGAGUUGGGUCUUGAGAAGCGCAUUUCAAUCCGACUGCAUACAUUCGGCAAGGCGCUUGCAUGUAAUGGCGGAAUCAUUCUAUGUUCUCCAAUUCUGCGACUAUAUCUCAUCAAUUACGCUCGACCAUUGAUUUAUACGACAUUCAUGUCCUACCCUGCUCUCGUCGCAAUCAAGACAGCUUACGCGUGGCUGCAGAUGGGCAAAGCGAAUCUGGUAUGGUCCCUCGGUCCCUCGCUCGCCGCAAACCUAUAUCAUUUGAUCCACCAUCUCUACACGCAACUGCAGACUUUGGAGACUGCCAUCUCGCAGGCGACCGGAACAGCUUCCACACCUCUCGUUACACUCCCCAAGACGUGUCCGGAGUCACCCAUCUUCGCCCUUCUGAGCCCCUACCCGCGAUCCCUGGCAGCGCAUUGCCAGUCUGCAGCUUUCAUCGUGCGCCCUGUCGUUUCACCCACAGUACCCAUCGGUACAGAGAGGGUUAGAGUCUGCCUGCAUUCUGGAAACACCGUCGAACAGAUUGACAGCUUUGUGUCCUGUGUUAGAAGAUGGCUGAUGCAGGAAGGCAUGUCUGGGAAGGAAGACAGCGCAUCACCGCUCGUGGGCAGUCUCGAGGUAGGCCCACAAGCUGAAAAACAAUUACUUGCGAAGUUGUGA
Molecule: messenger RNA, 1332 nt
Organism: Exophiala viscosa
Lineage: Eukaryota; Fungi; Ascomycota; Eurotiomycetes; Chaetothyriales; Herpotrichiellaceae
Product: aminotransferase
Exons: 3
Coding region: 1-1332 (443 amino acids)
Biological process (GO): biotin biosynthetic process
Molecular function (GO): pyridoxal phosphate binding
Source: RefSeq, a predicted model, not a curated record